AUGGCAGCCCCAAAGGAAAAUAACCUCUUCCCUCCCAAUCCUUACUAUAUCCCCGGCUACGAGGGCUUCGUCCCUCAGUACAAAUAUCAGUUUGGAGAAACCUUUGGCAAAACCACGUACCGCCUGCUGACAGAUCCUGGUGUUGGGAAGAGCCCUCGCUCCUUGCUGGCACCACUGUACAAGCAGAAGUUUGUCGAGGACUUCAGCGGGACGAAGCAUGGCGUCCAGGGUUAUCUCCCUGGGCGUCUAGGGUACUUUCCCUAUGAGAAAGCUGGGGCCACAACAAGCUUUCCUGAACCAGCCCUUGGGCCAAAACCUCCCUCACUGGGGCCAGGGCUGGCGGAGGAAGAGCUGAUGAUGAUACACAUGGACCCCGUGCCCCAGCAUCACCCCGGCGAGUAUGUCCCAAGGACACGACUGCCACGUAUGACACUGCCAGGAGUAGCUGAAACUGUGGAUGUGGAGCAAGAUAAUCGGUUACCAAAACUGGAUGUACCAAAUGCGAUCCAACAGAAAGUCAUUCCAGGGUAUGCUGGAUUCAUUCCCCGCCUCACCUGGAUUAAUGGUGUGAACUACAUCCAGGGUGUGAAGGAAGCAAUGAACGAAUUUGACCAACAUCAGUUUUUGCAGAGAAACCCAGCUUGCAGCUUUGGCAAGAGAUUUCCCCAAACAUACUGGCCUAACAACAGAAUUUAUACCAGCGCUGGACUGAUACCUUCCUACAUGGGCUUUGUACCAGGCCUCCGACACACCUACUCGCUUACUUUUGGAAACAGCACCCGAAAAGCUUACGAAAAAGAACAAAGGAGACAAGCUUGUGCACUGUGAAAAAUGCUUUAAUGGUGCCU
Molecule: messenger RNA, 848 nt
Organism: Haliaeetus leucocephalus (bald eagle)
Lineage: Eukaryota; Metazoa; Chordata; Aves; Accipitriformes; Accipitridae
Gene: CIMIP2A
Product: family with sequence similarity 166, member A
Exons: 7
Coding region: 1-828 (275 amino acids)
Source: RefSeq, a predicted model, not a curated record